AUGAAGUUUCCAGAAAGGCAUGAAAGCACCCUGACAAUUCAGGCGACCGGCAGCAGAAACCAGGCAAAACCUGUGGCUGCGGGACCGCCCUACUCUGGGAAAAGCGGAAGACAAGAAAGAAAUGGAGUACUUAGCUUCUGCUGUGCUACUGUAGCUGUGGCUUUCUAUCAGCGUGGCGUCGGGAGGACUCAGUCAAGAGAGGAAGGAGCAGUGCAACGUGCAAGGGAAAGUGCGAGCGAGAGAGCUGAAAUAGGAAAGAAAGAGUGCAGUUUAUGGGAAAGUACGAACAAUCUCCUCGAGUUUGGGUCCGGAACGGGACGUUCAGGAACGACACCCGAGGGGCGACACCGCGCAGUGAGCUACACCAUCACUCACCUCAUGGACGAAGAGAUUCGGGGAAGAGUCGGGGCGCGACGGAAGGUUGCCUACGGAGAGGCGACGGAGGACGUUGGCGAGCAACCGACACAUACAGCGAGGGAGCUCUCCUUGAGCCUCGCUAUUUGGAAGAACUAUCUUAUGAAUGAGUGUGGUCGGACGAUAGUGAUAUCCCUUGUGAUAGAUACUCGCGGAUAUGGACCUGGAUUCGAGUCGCAAGGCGAACGGUUUAUUACUACGAAAAUCGUCAGGAGUGACAUGGUCGCAAUAGUUGCGACUAUGCCCGUGCGGGAAGUGGCGAUCCCGCACUUGUGA
Aspergillus glaucus CBS 516.65 is the source of this 690-nucleotide messenger RNA. RefSeq lists its product as uncharacterized. The record is from RefSeq and is a predicted model, not a curated record. The transcript has 2 exons. Bases 1 to 690 code for a protein of 229 amino acids. NCBI's taxonomy places the organism in Eukaryota, Fungi, Ascomycota, Eurotiomycetes, Eurotiales, Aspergillaceae.